UUCGAGAUGCUGUUUGGCGACUCGUCGCCAUUCCCGGAGCACCUCGGCCUCGGCCUAGAGGCGAGUGUCGGUCGCUGUGUCGGAGACACCUGUCCCCGACACCAAGACAGCCAGCCCUCUCCGCUGCCCCGCGGCGGGAGAGCGUGUCCGGCCGGCCGGCGGGGCUCGCGCACCCUCCCUCGCCUCCCCUUCCCCCGCAGCCUCCGCCCCGCCAGGCCCGGCCCGGACCUCCGAGCCCCGGCCUCCUCCUUCUUCUCUCUCACCACCGCCGCCGCCGCCGCCGGGCUCCACAGCCCCACCCGCCGCUUCUCUUUCCAGUUUGAGAAGCUGAAGAAGGAAACAGGGAAAAAUGUCGCCAUGAAGGCCGAGAACCGCUGCCGCCGCCGACCCCCGCCGGCCCCGAACGCCAUGAGCCUGGGUCCCCGCCGCGCCCGCUCCGCUCCGACCGCCGCCGCCGCCGAGGCCCCCGUUGAUGCCGCAGAGCUCCCCCAGCGCCGCCGCCACCGCUUCCGACAUGGACAAGAACAGCGGCUCCAGCAGCUCCUCCGCCUCUUCGGGCAGCAGCAAAGGGCAACAGCCGCCCCGCUCCGCGUCGGCGGGGCCGGCCGGCGAGUCUAAACCCAAGAGCGAUGGAAAAAACUCAAGUGGAUCCAAGCGUUUUAAUCGCAAACGUGAACCUUCCUAUCCCAAAAAUGAAAAUUUUAGCAACCAGUCCCGUCGCUCCAAUUCACAGAAAAGCAAAACUUUUAACAAGAUGCCUCCACAGAGGGGUGGCGGCAGCAGCAAAGUCUUUAGCUCUUCUUUUAAUGGUGGAAGACGAGAUGAGGUAGCAGAGGCUCAAAGGGCAGAGUUUAGCCCUGCCCAGUUCUCUGGUCCGAAGAAGAUCAAUCUGAACCACUUGUUGAAUUUCACUUUUGAACCCCGUGGCCAGGCGGGUCACUUUGAAGGCAGUGGACAUGGCAGCUGGGGAAAAAGGAACAAGUGGGGGCAUAAGCCUUUUAACAAGGAACUCUUUUUACAGGCCAACUGCCAAUUUGUAGUGUCUGAAGACCAGGACUACACAGUUCAUUUUGCUGAUCCUGAUAUCUUAGUCAACUGGGACUUUGUGGAACAAGUGCGCAUUUGUAGCCAUGAAGUGCCAUCUUGCCCAAUAUGCCUAUAUCCACCUACUGCAGCCAAGAUAACCCGUUGUGGACACAUCUUCUGCUGGGCAUGCAUUCUGCACUACCUUUCACUGAGUGAGAAGACCUGGAGUAAAUGUCCCAUCUGUUACAGUUCUGUGCAUAAGAAGGAUCUCAAGAGUGUUGUUGCCACAGAGUCACGGCAGUAUGUUGUUGGUGAUACCAUUACGAUGCAGCUGAUGAAGAGGGAGAAAGGGGUCUUGUUGGCUUUGCCCAAAUCCAAAUGGAUGAAUGUAGACCAUCCUAUUCAUCUAGGAGAUGAGCAGCACAGCCAGUACUCCAAGUUGCUGCUGGCCUCUAAGGAGCAGGUGCUGCGCCGGGUAGUUCGGGAAGAGAAAGUAGCUCUGGAGCAGCAACUGGCAGAGGAGAAGCACACUCCCGAGUCCUGCUUUAUUGAGGCAGCUAUUCAGGAGCUCAAGACUCGGGAAGAGGCUCUGUCAGGAUUGACUGAAAGUGGAAGGGAGGUCCCUGGUGUUGUGCCAGCCCUGGAACAACUGGUGCUGAUGGCUCCCUUGGCGAAGGAGUCCGCUUUUCAACCCAGGAAGAAUUUGUCCCAACAGGGUGUGCUAGAGUGUCUGUCUGCUUUUGAUGAAGAGACCACCGAAGUUUGUUCUCUGGGCUCCCCUCGUCCUCUUGCUCUCCCUCUGGUGGAGGAAGAGGAAGCAGUGUCUGACCCAGAGCCCGAGGCCUGUGAUGACUCAGAGUUAGCAGAUGACAGUCUCGGAGAGGGGACCAUUUGUCCUGAGUCCAGCCAGCAGGAACCCAUCACCAAGCCAGGCUUCACGCACCUGAGCAGCUCUCCUUGUUACUACUUUUACCAAGCGGAGGACGGGCAGCACAUGUUCCUGCACCCUGUGAAUGUGCGCUGCCUUGUGAGGGAGUACGGCAGCCUGGAGCAGAGCCCGGAGAAGAUCUCAGCGGUAGUGGUGGAGAUUGCCGGCUACUCCAUGUCCGAGGACGUUCGACAGCGCCAUAGAUACCUCUCUCACCUGCCGCUCACCUGUGAGUUCAGCAUCUGUGAGCUGGCUCUGCAGCCUCCUGUGGUCUCUAAGGAAACCCUAGAGAUAUUCUCAGAUGACAUUGAGAAGAGGAAGCGUCAGCGCCAGAAGAAGGCUCGGGAGGAACGCCGCCGGGAGCGCAGGAUUGAGAUGGAGGAGAACAAGAAACAGGGCAAGUACCCAGAAGUCCACAUUCCCCUAGAGAAUCUACAGCAGUUUCCUGCCUUCAAUUCCUAUACCUGCACCUCCGGUUCUGCUUUGGGUCCCACCAGCACCGAGGGCCAUGGUGCCCUCUCCCUUUCUCCUCUUAGCAGAAGUCCAGGUUCCCAAGCAGACUUUCUGCUGACCCCUCUGUCACCCACUGCCAGUCAGGGCAGUCCUUCAUUCUGCGUUGGGAGUCUGGAAGAAGACUCUCCCUUCCCUUCCUUUGCCCAGAUGCUGAGGGUUGGAAAAGCAAAAGCAGAUGUGUGGCCCAAAACUGCUCCCAAAAAAGAUGAAAACAGCUUAGUUCCUCCUGCUCCUGUGGACAGCGAUGGGGAGAGUGAUAACUCAGACCGUGUUCCUGUGCCCAGUUUCCAAAAUUCCUUCAGCCAAGCUAUUGAAGCAGCCUUCAUGAAACUGGACACACCAGCUACUUCAGAUCCCCUCUCUGAAGAGAAAGGAGGAAAGAAAAGAAAAAAACAGAAACAAAAGCUCCUGUUCAGCACCUCAGUCGUCCACACCAAGUGACACUACUGGCCCGGCCGGCUACCUUCUCCGCCUGGUUUUCUUUUUCCUGUGCUUUUGUUUUGCUGCUGUAAUUUUUAAGUAUUUGAGUUUGAACAGAUUAGCUCUGGGGGGAGGGGGUUUCCACAGCGUGAGGGGGAACCAAGAAAAUUUUAAAUACAGUGUAUUUUCCAGCUUCCCAUCUUUACACCAAAAUAAAGUAUUGACACAAGA
Neomonachus schauinslandi (Hawaiian monk seal) is the source of this 3118-nucleotide messenger RNA. It is a transcript of the gene RNF10, whose product is annotated as ring finger protein 10. Gene Ontology annotation, biological process: positive regulation of transcription by RNA polymerase II; positive regulation of myelination. Gene Ontology annotation, molecular function: transcription cis-regulatory region binding. Lineage: Eukaryota; Metazoa; Chordata; Mammalia; Carnivora; Phocidae. The coding region runs from base 473 to 2908 and encodes 811 amino acids. The transcript is spliced from 17 exons. The record is from RefSeq and is a predicted model, not a curated record.